This is a messenger RNA of Limulus polyphemus (Atlantic horseshoe crab), 3156 nucleotides long. RefSeq names its product glucose-dependent insulinotropic receptor-like. Gene Ontology annotation, cellular component: membrane. Gene Ontology annotation, biological process: G protein-coupled receptor signaling pathway. Lineage: Eukaryota; Metazoa; Arthropoda; Merostomata; Xiphosura; Limulidae. The transcript is spliced from 3 exons. Bases 153 to 1385 code for a protein of 410 amino acids. Gene Ontology annotation, molecular function: G protein-coupled receptor activity. The record is from RefSeq and is a predicted model, not a curated record.
AUACAAGAACAGUGUUCGGAGCUAAUAGGAGAGAAGUUGAACAAAUGUCAUAGAGAUUAAAGUGUAGCAAUGUCCCUUGAGAAAACGUUCGUUACGAGGGUGCUGAACCGUCGUAUAAACUAGUGGUUGAAGCGAAAAGUUCACUUAUUGGAAUGGACCCAUCUAAAUUCAACGCAUCAAAAAGCACAUACACCCGGAACUUCGAACUGACCAGUCCUUUUGAAGACGGCUUAGCUAUGAAUGUUACCGAUAUUCCCUCCAAUCAGAAGGCACAGCUCUUAGUUUAUGACAUUCUUGUUCCAAUUAUCGGGGCCGUCAUUGUGCUAGCUAACUCCGCUGUAGUGAUUUCUUCUGGACUGCUUUUGAAAAAAGGGGUGACUCCUAAAAGUACAUACUUGUUUCUGGGAAACCUAGCUCUCUCGGAUGUCUUAACUGGCAUCACAGUACUUGUUGGACACUUCUAUCCUGAUUCUAUUAGAACACAAACCUGCUGUUUGAUCCAACUUGGAAGUAUUGUAAGUGCAUCAUUGGCUUCUAGUUGGAGUAUCACUUUGAUCGGAAUUGACCGUUUUAUCUUCAUAGCUUAUGGGCUUUAUUAUAACAACUGGAUGACGACAAAACGAGCCAGAUUAAUGAUUUGUUUCUUAUGGAUUAUAUGUAUUCUGAUUGGAUUUUCUCCGGCUAUGGGCUGGUCCUUUCCCGUUGAUGGAUCGCAAUGUUGGUAUGUCAUAGUGGCCACACCAGAACACCUUUUAUUUACUGUAAUCAUUGGUAUUUUCCUUCCUCUUGGAGUUAUUGCUGUGUUGUAUACGUUCAUUUUAUACAAGGCCAUCCGCCAAGUGAGCAUUAGGAAGGGCAGCACACUGGAUAAGCCUCCAGAAAACAUUCAUAUGUUUGAAAUCCAGGGCCAGAAAAAGUCAAAAUCUGUAUUGUCUAAAAUAUAUUACUCUAGAGGGCAAAGGCAUAUAUUUACAACUGGCUGCCAAAACCAGGAAAGGAAGUCUCAGAAGAAGUGGAAAGCUAUUAAGGUGGUGAUUUUUACACUCAGUGCUUUUGUGGUGUCGUGGUUUCCCUAUUUUAUUGCUGUGAUUAUCUACGCGAUCGACCCGAAUAUGCAAUUAGCUGUGACAAUGGCUACUGUUUUGGCAGUUCUGGGAUUUCUUAACUCGUUGUUAAAUCCCCUUAUCUACGCUUGGUGGCACCGCGGGCUACGGAAAUUUAUAACGGAAGACUGUUUGUGUAGGAAAAAGAAAAGGGAAAGCUAUCGUCUAGGAGCUUUUAACAGUAAAAAUAAUACGCCCAGUACUUCAAACUCAAAGUUCAGCAGUUCCAGCCCAAAGUCCUCUGUUGGCGAAAAUCAAGUUUCUGGCACAAAACAAGUAUAAUUCCACAAAGCAGUAUUGAAACGCUUAGCAGUUGCAAAAUGUUUAUGUAAUUGUUUUGGCUUAGUUGUCAAAAAAAAAAAAAGAGAUCAGACCGUUCUUGUGCUUGAAAAAUCACAAUAUAUAUGAAAGAUGAGAAUAAAUUGUAUACAAAAACUGUAAGAUGUUAAUGUUCUAAAGACUAGUCGUGUAUAUGGAUCCUUAAAAAAACUAUUAUAUCUUAUUGCGAUAACGACAUUUGUUUCUUGUGGGGUUAUAUCGAAAUGUUAAAACAUUUUAUGUAGAGGUUAUUUUUCUAUUUAGUUUGAAGCUACUUUUGUUAGAAUAAUUAAACCUAUAAAAAACUCCUAAAUAUCAAGUAUCUGGUGAAAUUCAUAAUAGUUUCAAUUAAAACACUUUUCUUAUCAUUAGCUGUUCUUCGGAGGGACAGCGGUAGGUUUACGGAUCUACAACGCUAAAAUUUGGGGCUCGAUUCCCCGUGGUGAAUACAUCAGAGAGCCCAAAGUGACUUAGCUCUAAAACAAACAAUUUAUUAUUAUUAAUUUUUUUAGAAAUGUUGUCUUUUCAAAGUGUAUUUGUUUUAGUAAAGAAGAAUUAUAUGAUUUAUUUUAACUAUAUAUUUUUAGAGAUAAUUUUUACUUCAAUCACGAGAGAAUAGUUUAAUUAUUUCUGGAAAGAAUUAUCUAUGUUAUUUAGAAAUGUUCUGUAUCACUUUUGUUAUUUUAUCUUCAUGACAAUGUUUUAAAGAAGUUUUUACUUACUUUAACUGUUCUUUAUUGUCAUACAUAACCCAGAUAUUUGUUGAUGAGACGUCACUGAGACCGAUAGUUUAAUUAACUGAAACACCUGCCGGUAAAUGGAGUCGCGACUUUGAAUCCCGCUUAGGUAUCAUUUUCACUUCUUUAAUUCAACAACUAGAAUUUAUUUAACUAGAAUAUAUCCUCAUUUAAUUUGACAUUAGUUUUCAUGAAGGUGCUGUAAUAAUUCAGAUAGAAACUUAUAAUAUCACGAAUUUAUAAAUAGCAUUGCUAUGAAAGCGAAACUUGUAAGAAUUGGAUCAACGGAAUACGUCAGUGAAUAAGCUGUCUUAACAUUAUCGAGGCAAUUGACAUUUUACAAUAUACUAUUGCAUUUUAAUUUAAGGAAGUAACGUACUCAUUUUGGUGUCAAGAAGUGUUCCAUACGAGAUGACUUAGGGUAAGUGUUUCAUAAAAUAUUAGCUCUGAUAUGUGUUUUAGUAACUGCACAGAGGUCGCUUCUGUAGUGUGAGCCGAAGAAGAUUUUAGGAUUAUCAUGACGUGCGUUAAAAAAAAUAGUGGUGUGGCCUCUCAGUUGAUAUGUGUGUAAAAAAAGAGCUUAAGUCAUUUAGACAUGCUCCACAUGAUGGUCGAAAUUUGAUUCUUGUCCAGUGUUAUCAUGAAAACAAGAUUAACGUUAAUAAACAGUGUGAGAAGACAAAAGUUUUAUGCGCUUAAAGUAAUGUAGCUCCAUGACAACACAAGAAGAAAGAAUUGUUAUUGUUUGCAGUUAAGCACAAAUCUACACAAAGGGCUAUCUGUGUUCUGCCCACCACGGGUAUCGAAACCCCGUUUCUAGCGUUGUAAGUCCGCAGACAUACCGCUAUGCCACUGUGGGGCAGAGGAAAGAAGCUCUGAAGACAUAUGUUAAUCUUUUCAGGAUGAUUCUCUUCAUUUACAUGACACUGAACUUUGCCGAUUUCCAUUGAUAUGUAAUGAAUAUGUUUUUCUCAUUUACGUUUAAGGUUGUAAAUAAA